Molecule: messenger RNA, 1863 nt
Organism: Wallemia ichthyophaga EXF-994
Lineage: Eukaryota; Fungi; Basidiomycota; Wallemiomycetes; Wallemiales; Wallemiaceae
Product: Histidine--tRNA ligase
Exons: 2
Coding region: 1-1863 (620 amino acids)
Biological process (GO): mitochondrial translation
Cellular component (GO): mitochondrion
Source: RefSeq, a predicted model, not a curated record
AUGUCGGAUAACAAAGCUAUCGCUCCAGACGCUUUAAGAGCUCAAGCCGCUGUACAGCAAUCAAAGAUCAAUAAGCUCAAAUUAGAUCACUCUGCCACUCCUGAUAUACGCUCUGAGGAACAAAGGAGAUUCGAAAUUGAUAGCAGUAUCAAUAAAACUCUUGAACAGAAGAAGAAGCUCGAUGGUAGCUUGGAAGAGGAGAAACUUAAAGAGCAAUACCUCAAAGAACAAUCCCAAAACGUUAAAUCUGAAUCCUCAGGUAACAUCAGACAAACUGAAAAAUCCAUGAAAAAAAGCUUAGAAUCCGAGGGUGGUACACUCAAGAACAAAACAAAGUCAAACACUCCAAAAUAUAACCUUAAAACUCCAAAAGGUACAAAAGAUUGGUCACCACUUGAAAUGUCUGUUAGAGAACAUAUCUUCAGUACAAUUACUCAAGUUUUCAAAAAACACGGCGGUGUUACAAUCGAUACUCCUGUUUUUGAACUCAAAGAAAUUCUCGCCGGUAAAUAUGGUGAAGACUCUAAGCUCAUUUACGAUUUACAAGAUCAAGGUGGUGAACUAUGCAGCUUGAGAUACGAUCUCACCGUCCCAUUCGCUAGGUACUUGGCAGCCAACUCUACUCCUUCCAUCAAGCGCUACCACAUUGCAAAAGUUUACAGAAGAGAUCAACCUGCUAUGACAAAAGGUAGAAUGAGAGAAUUCUACCAGUGUGAUUUCGAUGUUGCUGGCUCGUUCGAUCCAAUGAUCCCUGACUCUGAGGUUUUGACAGUUCUCUCUGAAAUUCUUACUAAUCUCAACGUUGGUCCUUUCACCAUCAAGGUUAACCACAGAAAGAUCCUCGAUGGUAUCUUUGAGCUCUCUGGUGUCCCACAAGACAAGAUCCGCACCAUAUCAUCUGCUGUCGACAAGCUCGAUAAGCUCCCAUGGGAAGAGGUCAAGAAGGAGAUGACUGAUGAGAAGGGCUUGGAAGGUCAAGUUGCCGAUAGGAUUGGUGAAUAUGUCAAGUUGUCCGGUAGUAGAGAUCUCCUGGAGAAACUCAAGGCAGAUGCCAAGAUGCAAUCAAACGAUAGUGCGAAGAAGGGUAUUGAAGAGAUGGAGCUUUUGUUCAACUACUUGGAAAUUUUCGGCGUGCUCCCUCAACUUUCCUUUGAUUUGAGUUUGGCUAGAGGUUUGGAUUACUACACUGGUGUCAUUUAUGAAGCUGUUGUUGAAGGAUCAAGAGCACCUACACUCGCACCUGCAGCGACUGCUGCUCCUGCAGGUACAAAGACACAACCAAAGGAUGUCAAACACACGGGAACAAAGAAAGGUUCAAAGGAUGCUGAAUCAAAGCAUGAAACUGAAAUCGAUGAAUCUCAAAUUGGUGUUGGAUCAAUUGCUGCUGGUGGUAGAUACGAUGAGCUUGUUGGCAUGUUUGCCGGCGGUGGUGCCAAAGAUCAAAUUCCUUGCGUUGGUGUGUCCAUUGGUGUUGAAAGAGUCUUCUCUAUCUUGAUGCAACGAAUCCAAUCAGAGCAACAAGCAUCGAGAGCCAAACAGACUGAAGUUUACGUUAUGGCGAUUGGUGAUGGAUUGUUGAAAGAGCGUAUGCAAAUUGCUAAAAAGUUGUGGGAUAACAACAUCAAGGCUGAAUUCUUUUACAAGUCUAAACCAAAAUUACCAAAACAAUUCGAAGUUGUCGAUAAGGAACAGAUCCCAUUCGGAUUAUUAUUGGCACCACGCGAAUGGAACGAGGGGCAAGUUAGAGUCAAGGAGCAAAGGGGCAAAGAAGAAGGCGGUGGAAACGGUGAUUUGAUCAAGGUAGAUGAUCUUAUCCCUGAGCUGUAUAAGCGUAUAUCCGACUGGAAGAAUGAAGGAUUUUAG